AUGGCUGAGGAGAAGAGCCUGAUGCUGGAUGGCCAAGCCCCCACAGAGGCUCAGGAUGCAGAGGAUGGUCCAGGAUCCGCAGAGCCAGGAGACCCGCUACGGAGGCCUGAGACCCAGCAGCAACCCAACUCUGGGGCAGGGCGCUGGUGUGCCGGGCAGCGCAGCUGGGCAGUGCUGGGAGCCCUGGGGCUGCUGGCUGGUGCAGGCAUCGGCUCCUGGCUUCUAGUGCUGUAUCUGUGGCCAGCUGCCUCUCAGCCCACUCCUGGAACCCUGCAGGAUGAGAUGACUUUGAACUGCUCCGAGGCCAGCAGUGAGGAAACCCUGCUCCACUCGAUUCCCAGAACAGUAUCUUUCAGAAUAAACACUUCUGAGGACUUCUUGCUGGAAGUACAGCUGAGGGCCCGGCCAGGCUGGCUGCUGGUCUGCUACGAGGGCUGGAGCUCUGCCCUGGGGGCGCGGGUCUGCAGGAGCCUCGGACAUCUCAGACUCACUCACCACAAGGCAGUGAACCUGUCUGACAUCAGGCUCAACAGUUCCAGGGAGUUUGCUCAGCUCUCUCCUAGACUGGAAGGCUUCCCGGAGGAGGUGUGGCAGCCUAGGGACCGCUGUGCUUCUGGUCAAAUCGUCUCCCUCAAGUGCUCCGAGUGUGGGGCCAGGCCCCUGGCUUCCCGGAUCGUGGGCGGGCAGGUGGCGGCUCCCGGGCGCUGGCCCUGGCAGGCCAGUGUGGCCCUGGGCUCCCGACACACGUGCGGGGCCUCUGUGCUGGGCCCGCGCUGGGUGGUGACCGCAGCGCACUGCACGCACAGUUUCAGGCUGUUCCAUCUUAUACGGGUCCACGCGGGGCUGGUCAGCCACAGCACGGUCAGGCCACACCAGGGGGCUGCGCUGGAGCGGAUCAUCGCCCACCCUCUGUACAGCACCCAGAACCAUGACUAUGAUGUGGCCCUCCUGCGGCUCCGCACGCCACUGCACUUCUCAGACACCGUGGGUGCCGUGUGCCUGCCGGCCGAAGAACGGGAUUUUCCGAGGGGCUCAGAGUGCUGGGUGUCUGGCUGGGGCCACACUGACCCCAGCCACACCCACAGCUCCGACGCGCUCCUGGACGCCGCGGUGCCCCUGCUCAGCACCCAGCUCUGCAACAGCUCUUGCGUUAGCGGGGCCCUGACGCCCCGCGUGCUGUGUGCCGGCCACCUCGACGGGAGGGCGGAUGCGUGCCAGGGGGACAGCGGGGGUCCCCUGGUGUGUCUGGACGAGGGCACGUGGCGCCUGGUGGGGGUGGUCAGCUGGGGACACGGCUGCGCAGAACCCAGCCACCCCGGAGUCUACGCCAAGGUUGCGGAGUUCCUGGACUGGAUUCAGGACACCGCGGCGCAGGUCCACUAGAUGCAAGAGAAGCAGCCCUGGACGCAGAAGGCAUGG
Molecule: messenger RNA, 1419 nt
Organism: Dama dama (fallow deer)
Lineage: Eukaryota; Metazoa; Chordata; Mammalia; Artiodactyla; Cervidae
Gene: TMPRSS5
Product: transmembrane serine protease 5
Biological process (GO): proteolysis
Cellular component (GO): plasma membrane
Molecular function (GO): serine-type endopeptidase activity
Source: RefSeq, a predicted model, not a curated record